Molecule: messenger RNA, 2434 nt
Organism: Homalodisca vitripennis (glassy-winged sharpshooter)
Lineage: Eukaryota; Metazoa; Arthropoda; Insecta; Hemiptera; Cicadellidae
Product: ATP-binding cassette subfamily G member 4-like
Cellular component (GO): plasma membrane
Molecular function (GO): ATP binding; ATP hydrolysis activity; ABC-type transporter activity
Source: RefSeq, a predicted model, not a curated record
ACUAAGAUCCAACUAAGACUUUAUAAUGAAUUUGUACGCUUGGCUGAACCAGAGUGACACUGUGAUUGUCUGUGUUUCAGGACGGACCAUGAGUCCGGGCAGCGCGCUGGAGAGCGUGCAGCUUCAAGAGACCAAACAACAUCUCCUGAAGAGGCCACCGGUAGACAUCGAGUUUACCGAUCUCACCUAUGCCGUGCCCCAAGGCAGGAAUGGCUCCAAGGUGAUAUUGCGAAGUGUGAGUGGGUUGUUCAAGUCAGGACAGUUGACAGCCAUUCUAGGGCCAUCAGGAGCCGGGAAGAGCACACUCCUGAAUGUCCUCGCUGGAUACAAAAGUGGAGAUGCCAGUGGAAGUAUCUUGAUCAACGGUGAACCCCGAGUGCUGAAAGUGUUUCACAAGAUGUCACGCUACAUCAUGCAAGAGGACUUGUUGCAGCCUUGUCUCACCGUGCUAGAGAGCAUGCUGAUCGCUGCUGACCUCAAGUUGGGUCAUACUGUCCGACGCCGUCAGAAGUUGGAGAUGAUCAACGAGAUUCUGGAGCUUCUGAGGUUAACCAAAUGCAAGAAAACUCUGACGAGCUGUCUGUCAGGUGGAGAGAGGAAAAGAGUCUCAAUAGCUUUAGAACUGGUCAACAAUCCUCCUGUAAUAUUCCUUGACGAGCCGACAACAGGACUGGAUGACAUGUCAAGCUCACAGUGUAUCUCACUGCUCAAGAAUUUGGCACAUGGAGGUCGUACUGUGAUCUGCAGCAUCCACACACCGAGUGCCCGACUGUUCUCACAGUUUGACAAUGUUUACAUCGUCAGCGACGGUCAGUGCAUGUUCCAGGGACUCGGUGAGGACAUUGUGCCAUUCCUGGCCAGUCUGGGACUGCACUGUCCCAAACACUACAACCCUGCUGACUUCAUGAUUGAGGUGUCCAGUGGGGAGUAUGGGGACCAUACAGAGAGAAUGAUGAUGGCUGUUGACAAUGGACGCUGUUACCGAUGGAACAGGACCCUGAGGCCCCCGGAAGUUGCAGAUGAUAUUAUCAAAAUGUCAAGAGAGGAACUACACCAACUAAAACAUCUGUACAGCUUCGACAGUUCACCCUGGCUACAAUUCCGCAUCCUCAUGUACCGCAUGAUGCUACAGAACUGGAGGCAAAUUGGGUACAUUCUUUUUAAGGCUGUGAUGCAUGUUUUUGUUGGACUCAUAAUCGGUGGUUUAUUCUUCCAAAUGGGAAAUGAUGGCUCUAAGACACUUUUUAAUUUUGGAUUCUGUUUCGUCACCAUGAUCAUUUUCAUGUAUAUUCCUAUGUUGCCAGCGCUUCUGCAAUUUCCUCAAGAAGUGAAGUUAUUAAAAAGAGAACACUUCAAUCGCUGGUAUGGUUUGAACCCUUACUUCUGUGCACUCACCAUUUCCAGGUUGCCAAUUCAAAUAAUACUGAGCAGUAUUUACAUAGUCCUCGCUUACACCAUAACAGAUCAGCCAAUGGAGUGGGAGAGAGGCAUCAAGUUCUGCAUCAUCUGUCUUUUGACAGCCAUAAUCUCUGAGAGUUUGGGACUAGCCAUCGCUUCCAGGCUCAACAUAGUCAAUGGUAUAUUCGUGGGGCCUGCUCUCUCUGUGCCCUUCAUGCUGCUGGCGGUGUAUGGACUGGGGACUGGUAGCAGACUAAUCCCUACAGUAAUCCGCUUAGCCAUGUACUUGAGCUAUUUGCGCUACGGCCUAGAGGGUCUCACUAUUUCCAUAUACGGGAAGAACCGUCCGACAAUGUACUGCCCACCAACGGAGAUCUACUGUAACCUACGAGAGCCCCGGGCUCUACUCAAGGAAGUGGGCAUGGAGGGAGUGAACUACUGGGUGGACUUGGCUGCUAUGAUCUUCUUCUUCUUAUUAUUCAAGGUUAUCUCCUACGUUCUUCUGAGGAACAGAUUGUCUUCAACUCAGAACUUUGGUGCCCUGAGCUACAUAAACCGACUGAUCAAGUCACACUUCAGUCUGUCUGCUCGCACUGCGUAGAUCUUUCUUUAUAUAAAAUCUGAUCUCGUAUUUUAUUAGUUGAAUUGUAUUUUUAUACAGAGUUUUGUUGAUUAAGUGACUUACUCUCUUGCCUUAAGAUGGCAAAGACUUUAUUAUUACAUCCUCUUCAAAGUUACUACCAGAGUCAUCCCUCUUGGUUUGUAUUUCUAUAAGUAGGUUCCUAAUUUAGUCUUUAACUUUGUAUUUUACAAACCAGAUUAGCUUUUUAAGUCUAUACGUUAUAAAUCUUGAAUGUAUGUAUUUAUUUUAUAUUUGUUAUUAUUUAAAUAAUAAGAUCAGUUCUGAUGCAGCAUUUGACAUCAAAUCUAUAAUCAGUGGUGAAUUUCAAACCAUAACCGUGUCAUUUAUAGUUUUAUACUGUAUUUGUAUUUUGAAAGUAUUUGUAUGCAAUAUAAACUGUUGUUCUUGUUAUAA